UACCCGCCACAAAUCUUAUCCGUCCGUCUAACCCUAUAAUCCACGUGUAACCAUCAAAAUCAAGGUGCGCAUUACGCACUACGUUCGCGCUAUCACACUUCGUUGUGGUUUAAUGAUUCACCCACCCAUCUACUCUUUCGACUAAGGCGAAGAAAACUAGAGAAGGAAAUAGUGACUGAAAUUGAGAGAAAAUCUUACUAAACCACAGCUCAUACUCUCUCACAUUCACUCUUGAGAGAGAGAGAGAGAGUGGAAAUUUGGGUUUUCGAUUUCUUCACUGUUUUUCUCUUUGCUUUACAUCAUUUUAGAAAAGGUAAAUUAACUUCCCAAAUUACUUGGCACAUUUUUAGUUUCAAGAUCUAUGAACCCAGAUCUGUAAAGGCUUAAUCUUUUUACUGAAUUCUUGCAUUGUAUUAAUCUGGGUACUUUUGUUUUGGCCUUAAUAAAUAGAUUUAAUUCAUUGUAAGGGUUUUUAGUUCGUAAAAGAAUGUUGGGCCGUUCUGGGUUAUAUAGAAGUGGAAGCUUUAGGCCAGAGAAUCUGGGACAAAAUGCUUUACAUAUGAUUGGCAAUCUUUGUUUCACUAUCUUUGUAAUAGGUGUCCUAGUUUUCACUAUUAUAGCUGCUACUUAUGAGCCAGAGGACCCUCUUUUCCGCCCUUCAACAAAGAUCACAACUUUCCUCACUUCCACAUCAAAUGCCACAUUUAAAUCGGAUAGCACCGUUGUUAGAACCGGAGAGGAUUUUAUGGCUGCCAAUCAGACUGCAUUUGCCACUUUUAUCAAUGUGACGGAUGUAGUAGAACUCAAGGAGGCAAGUACGGAUGAAACUAGUUCAACUGGAUGUGAGGGUGAUUCGAAAGGACCACUGGAUUGUAAGGACCCGGAAGUGUUCCAUUUGAUGAUGAAAGUGGCAAUUGAGCAUUUUAAGGAUAUACAUUUUUAUCGGUUCGGGAAGCCUGCUUCUGGCCCUGAGGAGAAUACUUGUGAUAUGGCAUGGCGGUUUAGGCCUAAGGAAGGGAAGACAGCUGCUUUUUAUAAGGAUUAUAGGCGGUUUGUGAUUAAUAGAUCAGAGAACUGUACACUUAGCGUGGUAAGCAUUGGGGAUUAUCAUUCAGGUGUGAAUGCGAGGAAGAAGAAGAAUAAGAAUCAAAAGCCUGGAUUUGAGAAGACGUCUAGGAGGCAGGAGCAAGGUGGUGUGUCUUUGCCUGUUGUUGGCGAAACAGUAAACGAUUCACUUCCAGUGGUUGAGUCUGAAAAUGCUUUUAGAAAUGGGAAGUACUUGAUUUAUGUGGGUGGUGGAGAUAGGUGCAAGAGCAUGAACCAUUAUUUGUGGAGUUUCUUGUGUGCAUUGGGUGAAGCGCAGUACUUGAAUCGAACGCUGGUUAUGGAUUUGACACUUUGUUUGUCUUCAAUUUACACUUCGUCAAAUCAGGAGGAGGAAGGGAAGGACUUUAGGCUUUACUUUGAUUUUGAGCAUCUGAAGGAGGCAGCAUCAGUGUUGGAUCAGGGGCAGUUUUGGCUAGAUUGGAACAAAUGGCAAAGAAAAGAUCGAUUGAGUCUUUAUCUUGUUGAGGAUUUUAGGGUGACGCCAAUGAAGCUUUCUGAGGUGAAGGAUUCGUUGAUUAUGAGAAAGUUUGGAUCUGUGGAGCCAGAUAAUUACUGGUACAGGGUUUGUGAAGGAGAGACAGAAUCUGUUGUUCAAAGGCCAUGGCAUCAGAUAUGGAAAUCAAGAAGGUUGAUGGAUAUAGUGUCAGCAAUUGCUUCAAGGUUGAACUGGGAUUAUGACUCUGUUCACAUUGUGAGAGGGGAGAAGGCGAGGAACAGGGACGUCUGGCCUAAUCUUGCGCAAGAUAUGUCACUUGAUGCCCUUAUCUCAGCCUUGCAGGAUAAGAUUGAAGAUGGGAGGAAUGUGUAUAUUGCAACGAAUGAAACUGACACAUCUUUCUUUGAACCUUUGAAAGACAAAUAUUCCAUUCAUUUUCUUAAUGACUAUAAGGAUCUUUGGGAUGAGAAUAGUGAGUGGUAUUCAGAGACAACAAAGCUUAACAAUGGAGUUCCAGUUGAAUUUGACGGCUACAUGAGGGUUUCUGUUGAUACAGAAGUUCUCUUUAGAGGGAAGAAGCAGAUUGAGAGUUGAAACUUUCAAUGAUCUGACUAACGAUUGCAAAGACAGUGUUAACACCUGCAAUACUGCCACCGGUUAAUCCCCAAAUAUGAGGUCUGAGACCUGGUUGCGACAAUUGGGUACAUCCACGUGUAUUUUUAGCUAUUGUCUUUGUUACCUUCAAUAAACUUUAUUAUGCCUUACCUGGUAGUUGUGUCGUUGAGUGGUAUUUCUUGAAUUUUGUACUUAUAGAAUAUUGACUAUCAAUGUUUCAUGUCUUGGCAUCAUUUUGAGGCUCUAGACUAAGUUGAACUUGAUUGUCAACUAUUUUGAUCUUCCGUGCUAUAUUGUUGUCUUGUGAUGGAAUUUGCCUUUUAAAAUGCCUUUUUCAAAUUGGUCUUUGCUUUGUCAAAGUCCCUAGACAUUGAUCUGUGGAUAUAUUAUGCUUUUGCCAAUUAAGCCUGGCGUGGUUAGUUUGUCAAUCAGAAUCAAGAUGUAAGAUCUAAAAGAAGAAAAGAGCUUGUAUUAAAGAUUGAAAGGAAAAUAGCAAUUCAACUUUGCUAAUUGCUAUAAAGGAAUGCUUUAGCAUGCCAUUUCUUGAA
Molecule: messenger RNA, 2706 nt
Organism: Durio zibethinus
Lineage: Eukaryota; Viridiplantae; Streptophyta; Magnoliopsida; Malvales; Malvaceae
Source: RefSeq, a predicted model, not a curated record